CUGGUUUGAAUUCUUGACGCCACCACGCACUUGAUGGGGGGGAAAGGAUCCUGCCCUGGAUCCAAAUGGCCAUGCACAAGGGCACCAACACGAGACCAUGAGACCAUCAACGUCAAGAGCCCCACUAUGCAACAGGAGCGCUGCUGAUAAUACUCUAGCUACCUACAGAAGCAGGUAACUAAGAAUCUCAAUUAUGAUCGCCAAGAUUGCCUUCUUCGCUGCCCUCUGUGCCGUUUCACAAUUGGAUUCGGCGCUGGCUUUUGCUCCUGUGGUUGUCCCCACCAAGACAUCGACAUCCACAGAGCUACGGGCACGUUGUGAAGCCGCACAGCAAGCAUGUGGAAUUGCAGCCGCUGCUAUGAUCGCUUUGGGCGCCUUCCAUGUGGAUGCGGCCCAUGCAGCUCCAACUGCAAUUACACUGGAAGCUCCCCAGGCUAGCAGCAUCCUGGUUUCGGCCUCGAUGGAAUUUGUCGACAUUGGCUUGCCAUCUUAUCGCGCCGCUCUAGACGCACCCGUCAAUACCAACCUCAGUGGAGGUGGGAAAAUUGAAACUGGAGAAUCGGCCGAUGUGGUGGUGGCUGCCGCUAGCUCUGAAAAGGCUCCUGCCGUGGACAAGGCUGCAGCUGCAGCCUCUGCAGCAGACGCCAAGGCUGCAGCCAAAGCGGCCGCCAAAGCAGCUAGGGAACAACAAAUUGCGGCAGCAGAAGCGGCCGCGGCGGCGAAGUAACCUAAUGAAAAGAAUAUUUUAACUCCAUCAUUCACUACCAGUAUCAGCAUAAUCAGCUCAUAGGGGUUGAGAAACAGCCACUGGCAAAAGAAGGGGGU
Seminavis robusta is the source of this 825-nucleotide messenger RNA. NCBI's taxonomy places the organism in Eukaryota, Bacillariophyta, Bacillariophyceae, Naviculales, Naviculaceae. The record is from the annotation of a GenBank genome assembly.